AUGGAUCGUCUCUUGCGUUUAGGGGGUGGAAUGCCAGGAUUAAGUCAAGCACCACCUCCUUCUGAUGCCCCUGUUGUAGAUACUGCAGAACAAGUCUACAUUUCUUCUCUGGCUCUCCUUAAGAUGUUAAAACAUGGAAGAGCUGGGGUUCCUAUGGAAGUUAUGGGGCUUAUGUUAGGAGAAUUUGUUGAUGACUAUACUGUAAGAGUAAUCGAUGUGUUUGCUAUGCCACAGACAGGAACAGGUGUGAGUGUAGAAGCUGUGGAUCCUGUUUUCCAAGCUAAAAUGUUAGACAUGUUGAAGCAAACCGGUCGCCCCGAGAUGGUGGUAGGAUGGUAUCAUUCCCAUCCAGGAUUUGGUUGUUGGUUAUCAGGUGUUGAUAUCAACACUCAGCAAAGCUUUGAAGCUCUUUCAGAAAGAGCUGUAGCUGUUGUUGUUGAUCCAAUCCAGAGUGUCAAAGGGAAAGUUGUCAUUGAUGCUUUCAGAUUAAUUAAUCCCAAUAUGAUGGUUCUUGGCCAAGAACCACGACAAACUACCUCCAAUUUGGGGCAUCUGCAAAAACCCUCCGUACAGGCUUUAAUACACGGUUUAAAUCGCCAUUAUUAUUCCAUCAGCAUCAACUACAGGAAAAAUGAAUUGGAGCAAAAAAUGUUGUUAAAUUUACAUAAGAAGUCAUGGAUGGAUGGACUGAUGCUCUCCGACUAUUCAGAGAAUUGUAAAGUUAAUGAAACCACAGUCGGGGACAUGCUUGAAUUAGCUAAGAAUUACAAUAAGGCAUUAGAAGAAGAGGAGAAAAUGACACCCGAACAACUUGCUAUAAAGAACGUUGGUAAGCAAGAUCCGAAGAGGCAUUUGGAAGAGAAAGUUGAUGUGCUGAUGUCGGCAAAUAUAGUGCAGUGUCUUGGUGCUAUGCUAGAUACUGUUGUGUUCAAAUGA
Molecule: messenger RNA, 936 nt
Organism: Nezara viridula (southern green stink bug)
Lineage: Eukaryota; Metazoa; Arthropoda; Insecta; Hemiptera; Pentatomidae
Source: the annotation of a GenBank genome assembly